Fusarium vanettenii 77-13-4 is the source of this 804-nucleotide messenger RNA. RefSeq lists its product as uncharacterized. The transcript has a single exon. The record is from RefSeq and is a predicted model, not a curated record. The coding region runs from base 1 to 804 and encodes 267 amino acids. Lineage: Eukaryota; Fungi; Ascomycota; Sordariomycetes; Hypocreales; Nectriaceae.
AUGACCCCCCGACCUCCUCUCGGCCGCUUCGACGUUAUGAUGCGAAACGGCCAACCAGUCUCCAUCCUCGACCCCGUCCCGCCAGAACAUAGCAUCUGGACAGAGGAGCACAACCGCCUUUUUGCCUUGGCCGAUGCUGCCUUGGCCGAUGCUGCCUUCGCGAUGGCAGACGCCGCGGUGGUGAUGGGUGGGACAAGGGGGAGUGGCGACCCCACGAGUGACACUUGGGUCCGGAGACGCUCGCAGGAAUACCUCAACGAGCACUACCCCGUGGACGAUGUUCCACCGGGGACCCCUUCCCCUGAAUCUAGGGGUCUCCCUGUUCGUCCCUCCUCGCGCCCCAAUAGGGGUCGUUCUUCUUUGGAUCUCUCCCGCCGUCGUUCUGAGGGUUCUGCUGCCGUUCUUGCCCCCGUCCCCGUCCCCGAUGCCGCUCCCGCUCCCGCCUCCGCUCCCGCCUCUGCCCCCGUCCCCGUCCCCGUCCCCGCCCCCGCCGUUGGUCCUGCCCGUCCCCCCAUGGUCAAGUGUAGUGAUCCCGGUUGCGGCCGCAUGUUCUCGUCAAAGAACAUUGCGGACCACCAGAAGUGCCACAAGAUGGCGGCUCCUGGUGGCUCUGAGAAAGCUCACCAGCCAUGCAAUUCUUGCGGUCCUGACAAGGAUUGCAUGGUGAGCACCAGCCCAACCGGCCGGGGGAUAAACACCUUCGCCUGCCUGGCUUGCCUCAAGGCUCACCGGGGAUGCAGCCACAAGGCGUUUGGUCGAGCCAAUCCCCGGCCUCGACGCCACCCUGCUCUGGAUUCUCCUUAG